Molecule: messenger RNA, 630 nt
Organism: Seminavis robusta
Lineage: Eukaryota; Bacillariophyta; Bacillariophyceae; Naviculales; Naviculaceae
Source: the annotation of a GenBank genome assembly
AUGGCUUCAGCAACAUGCCAAUGCGGAAAGGUGGCGAUUCAAUUCACCAGCAGCAAGCCUAGAGUUUCUACCGAGUGCUGCUGUGAUUCCUGUUUCAAUCGAGUGGGGUUUCUCGCGGAUCGAAGAAGAAGAGGUUCAUCGUCACCCGAAGAUACCAGCAACAGCGGGAAACCCAUUGUCAACAUGAAAUGGGACAACCGUGUCACAAUUGUCAGGGGACGAGACCAACUGUUUGCCUACAAGUUGACGCCAGAAACCAAAGUAUUCAAUAUUGCCACCAAAUGUUGUCACUCAUUCUUGUUCGGCCGCAAUGAUACCUAUGAUGCCCACUGCUUGACAACCAACGAAGCGGAUCUAGUGUGGGGAGACCAGUACCAACGGAUCCAGCCAUCUUCUAGAUGGUUCGUGAACCAAUGGACUGAUGCGCGUCGAGCCACGUUGGAGCCUCUCAUGGGAAUAUGGGUAGAUUCAGAAGGGAAUCUAGACGGAGAGAAAGGGUGGGAAGCAGUAUUUGAGAAUCACCUUGCAGCCAUGAAUGCACCCAUCCUAAAAGACGCUGUAGGAGAAACCUUUGAUGAGAUUCUCCAAUCACUGGGGCGCAUUGAGAUUGUUUCGGAGCUCGAUAAGUAG